Molecule: messenger RNA, 2385 nt
Organism: Metopolophium dirhodum (rose-grain aphid)
Lineage: Eukaryota; Metazoa; Arthropoda; Insecta; Hemiptera; Aphididae
Exons: 7
Coding region: 684-1691 (335 amino acids)
Source: RefSeq, a predicted model, not a curated record
ACGGGUUUUGUUUUGUUGUCGUGUGUAUGGUUUUUUUUCCACCGCCGCCGCCGCGGAGAGAGAGCUUGCUGGCCUACUCUGUAACCACACCGUUUGCCAGCAGUGUACCAGCGACGUGUAAUACGGCCAGUAAGUUGUUAUACGAUAUUGCACUCAUUAUUGUUGUUGUUUUGGCUGUUAUCAUCGCCAUCGUCGUUUUGGUCAUUUUCGUCAUUAUUUUGUUAAAAUAUAUUAUAUUACACGCACAGUGCGUCAGCGUGUACCGCCGUGAAAUUGUCGCGGGCGAUAUUUAUUUUGAUAAUUUUCCCGCCGAAUCAUGAGAAAAAUGUGACGACCCGUCGCUCGUAUACCACACUCAAGACGACCGCGGUUUGAAGCUGUUUCACGAACUUAAAAGCUUCGAGCACUGUUAUCAACCAUACCUGACAGAGUGGACGAUUGCGCGCGAAGACCGACGGUUAUCGUACGCGGCACCGUCCUACUGCAGCUGCUGCUGCCACUCUGUGCCUAUAUCGUAUCAUUAAUGAUAACUAACGUACAGGCAGUUGACAUGGCUGAAGUGUAUGCUAAAAAAAUGGAUGGAUGGACGUGGAGCAAAUCGGACAGCUGAAUGACACCGACUGCAGCUUUGUGUGCGAGGCUGGCGAAGAAGCGUCGGGAAACAUCAUGUGGUUUGGCGUAAAAUGGCUGAUCCAAACAAGAGUAAAGCGCUGUAUUCGUCCGGGGUGGCAUUCCUAGGGUUCGCCUGUUUUGCACUAGCCGCCACGGCUAUUGGAUUGCCAUUAUGGGGUUACUACGAAAAUCCUCAAGCCGAAAUUGGGACUUCAGGAAUCGAUCGUGGUUAUUUUGGACCAUGGCAAAUGUGCAAACAAUCGUACUACGGACGAACGAAAUGUGGAGACUCGAUAUCCAGGUUUCAUCCUGUGGAAAUGGUAAAGAUAGCCGGAUAUUUUGCCAUAGCGGGUACAUUAAGCCUGGCCGUGUUUUGCAUCCUGAGCAUAGUGCAAUUGGCCAUGGUGGUGUCAAAGGAAAAAGUCGUGGUCGCCUAUAGCAAGACCGUGGCUAGCAAAUUGGUGUUUGCAUUCGCAGCAACUCUGCUAGCAAUCAUCGCAGCCGGGUUAUUCGCCCUUCAAACCGACGACAAAGACAACAGCUACCAAGUGACCAGAGGGGAAUCGUUUUAUAUGCAGAUUGGCUUAAUUGUAUUGAACUUUUUGCUAUUCGUGGCUGCAAUAUAUGAUUUGAUAUUUUCCCGUCGUUUGGGCGGUGACCCGACCAUCAGUCACCGUGAUCCAUCUGGUGUAGAAGCUACCACAUUCAAUAAUCCUGCCUUUAAGGAGAAGAUGUCAAAGAAUCCAAGAGGAGGAAGCGGAGCUGGAGUCGGUGGCAGUGGCAGUGGUAGAAUAUCGGUGACGGACGCCAGCGGAAAGCCGUACUCGGGCGGCACGACCAACGGCAGUACAAUGUCGAUGACCCCCACACUCAGCUCAAAUGGGUCGACGACAAUACCGGUCCGCAGCCCGUUGCGAUCCAGUCUGAAGAAACCACGGUCGGCCAAUGGAAACGGGGCAGGAGGAGGCGCUGGCGGGCUGGGUAUCCAGAAUCCCGGUUUCAGCGGCACCUCGCCCACUCUGUCUCGGAACGGGAGCGUGAAAAAAGUUCGCAUACAGACCCAGAGCACGGCUGUGUAAAGCUAGGAUAAAGCGAUGCGCAUUGACUUGACGAAAUACCUAAUAUUAAAACAUAGACUACAAACGGAGAGAAAAAAUAUUCUGCCUGGCAAUUUCGUUGUAAAAUUCGUAUUCAACGAUUUACGAAAUCGCUAUCAUAGUUUAUACAGACGACUCACGGGUUGGUUUAGGCUUUCGAUGGUUGUACUUGCAUCAUACCAAUCUCUUUUUAAUUAUAGUAUAGAUACCUAGUGUUGUUCACGUCUCGUGAUUUAACUGCAGGUACGUAUAGUACAAUACGUACUAAUCACAAUAGUAUCAUAACAACGAGGCAAACAUCGUUAACAGUUGAAUUUCAGUGACAUUCGCCCUUCAAUAUUGUUUAAAACAUUGUUUAUGCAGGGAAAAUAUAUUAUACCGUAACAAGGGUCUAGCUGACGUGCGCGCACACACUAUUAUUAUUAUUAUUAUUAUUAUUUUAGUUAGAUACGUCAUAUUUUACGAGCAUCCGUUUUAUCAUCCAUUAUUAUUAUUGUUAUUAUUAUUAUUUUUUCGUUUCGUUGGUCUUAUGUAAUUGUUAUUUAAUCAAAAUUUUUAAUUAUUUUUACGCAUAUAAUAUAUAUUAUUAUAUAUGGUAUUGUGCCAAUUUUGGUCCAACGAACGUGUACUGUAGUAUAUAACAAUAAAUAAUAUAAUACUAUAAUAUUAAAUAUAA